AUGGAGAAUUAUCAAAUAUUCCAUGAUUUCUCUGUUUCAAAAUCAAUUUCGAAUGAUUAUUCUUCUUCUCAUUUGAAUUCUUCAGCUGAAAAUCAGACUUACGAAGAUAUUUUAAAUAAUGCGCUUAAUAAUUCAGAACAAAAUGAUGCUAAUAAAGAUCCAGAAUCCUAUGUGGUUGUUGGCCAAGAUUUUGAAGAACCAGUUUCAUUAGAGGGAAGUGUAGUUAAGGAAGAUGAUGAGGCGUAUGAGUUAUACAACAGUCAUGCAUUUAGGAAUGGUUUUGGUACUAGGAAGGGUAAAAAGGAGUAUAGAAGUGGUACUAGAAUAGUUCGACAACGGAGAAUUGGAUGCAAGGCUUCAGUUCAGUUUGAUGUUGAUAAGAAAACUGGAAUGUAUGUUCUUUCUAAACAUUGUCGUCUGCAUAACCAUUCAAUGGUUCCUGCUAAUAAGAGAUACCUUAUUAGGUCACAUAGGCACAUUUCAAAAGAACACUUGGCUUUUCUUACUACUUUUACUUGUAGUGGCACUAAGCUUGUUGAUAUUCUUAGAGCUAUGAGGAAAGAAGUUGGUGGUGAGGCGCAUUUAGGCUUCACUGUUCCCGAUGCGUAUGAUGUUGUUUUGGCAAAGAAGAAGAAAAUUUUGGAUGGUUGUGAUUCAAAUCAGUUGAUCAGAUGGUUCACUAUGAGACAAGCUAAUGAACAUGAUUUUUAUUAUAAUUUUCAACUGAAUGAAGAGAAUCAGUUGACCAAUUUUUUUUGGAGAGAUGGAAGAAUGCGGUCUGAUUAUGAAGCUUUUGGUGAUUUAUUGAUUCAUGAUACAACUUAUCGUACUAAUAAAUACGAUAUGAUUUGUGGGCCUUUUGUUGGAAUGAAUCUUCACACCCAAAAUAUCAUGUUUGGAGUGGGUUUUAUAUUGAAUGAGAAGGCAGGUAGUUUUGAAUGGCUUUUUAAUUCUUUUUUGACUUCCAUGGGAGGGAAGCAACCUGUGACUAUCAUGACUGAUCAAUGUUCUGCCAUGGACAAGGCUAUAAGGGAAGUGUUUCCAAAAUCGAGGCAUCGGUUGUGUACGUGGCACAUUGGAGAAAAUGUUAUUGUAAACAUCAAAGGUGUUAUGGCCAAAGAAGGAUUCAAACGUCGGUUUGAUUAUGUUUUGAAAUAUACUGACACAGUUGCUGAGUUCGAGCAUUAUUGGAAUAGUCUUUUGGCUGAUUACAAUUGCGCUAAACAUUCAUGGAUAAUAAGGUUAUAUAGUUUGAAGGAGAAAUGUUGUCCUGCAUAUAACAAAGAGUGGUUUUCUGGGGGUGUUUUGUCUUCUCAAAGGAGUGAGACUACAAAUCAUUCUAUUUCUAGGAGGUUGCAUAAAACCAACGGUUUAUGUGAUUUUUAUAAGUGUUUUUUGGAGGUAAUUGAUGAGUGGAGAAGUAAGGAGAACACGGGAGAUUAUAAUUCUUCUACUGGUAAUAAGUAUUAUGCAUGUUCGGAUAACAUGUUAUGUUUACAUGCCCGGGAAGUGUACACUAUUGCAAUAUAUUUGAUAUUUGAGCAACGAUUCAUCAAAGCUGUUGGUUUGAGGAGUGAACGGAUUCGUUUUGAGUAUCCAGUUUCUGAGUAUAUUGUUGGGCAUCCUACAAAGGAUUUCAUUAGACACAAUGUCAGAUUUAAUGAGUAA
Messenger RNA from Spinacia oleracea (spinach), 1668 nucleotides. RefSeq names its product protein FAR1-RELATED SEQUENCE 5-like. Bases 1 to 1668 code for a protein of 555 amino acids. The transcript has 6 exons. The record is from RefSeq and is a predicted model, not a curated record. Lineage: Eukaryota; Viridiplantae; Streptophyta; Magnoliopsida; Caryophyllales; Amaranthaceae.